This is a messenger RNA of Manis pentadactyla (Chinese pangolin), 5420 nucleotides long. It is a transcript of the gene COL18A1, whose product is annotated as collagen type XVIII alpha 1 chain. Gene Ontology annotation, molecular function: protein binding. The record is from RefSeq and is a predicted model, not a curated record. Bases 26 to 5272 code for a protein of 1748 amino acids. The transcript has 40 exons. Lineage: Eukaryota; Metazoa; Chordata; Mammalia; Pholidota; Manidae.
CUGCUCCGCUGAGCACACAGCCCCGAUGGCUCCCAACCCCGGCGGCUGCCUCGGCCUGCUUCUGCUCACCUGCUGCCUCACUACGGCCCAGGUCGACCUGCUGAGCCUGAACUGGCUGUGGUCCACUAGGACUGCAGGGCCCACAGCUGACCUGAUCUCCGUGUCCCGGAGCAGUCCCUCUGUGCUGCCCACAGAGAAUACCACCACGCAUGUGGCCUCCCAGGAUGCCCCCACCAAUCCGGGGACAGCCCCUGCCAGCCCUGAGCCACCCCUGGAAAGGCUGGAGGCUGGCCAGGACAGAGCCUCCACAGCCCCCCUUGCCUCCACCACGAGCCGGGACACGAAGGAGGAGAACAUUGCUGGUGUCGGAGCCAAGAUCCUGACCGUGGCUCAGGGCAUCCGGAGCUUCGUCCGGCUGUGGGACAACGCCACUCCCACUGACAGCACCACCCGGGCCAAGAUGCCUGCCUCUGCGACUCCCACGGACCCCCUCACUCUGCCUGGGCCAUCCGGCCCCCCCCGGGAGAAGACGGCUGCUCUCUGGCUGGGCAGUGGGGUGCACAGCUCUCCGGACUCCCAGGGGACUGUGGCCAGCACCCCGCCGGGGCCCCCCCAGCCACCUUCCUCUGCGGGCGGGCCCCAGGCACGGCUCAGGGAGCCCACGGUGCCACCCCCACCCCCAGGUAGAGCUUCUCUCUCCUCUGUGCUGGGUGGGACCCCUUCCUGGGGAGGCCAGCUGUCCCUGGGGCGGCUCCAGGACUUGGACCGCGAAGGACACUCGUCUGUGGCCCGUCCCGGCCGGCAGCAUGGAUACCGCGGGGGCACACCACAGCUGCUUCCCCUGGUGGCGGGUUCGCUGGGCGCACGUGCCGGGCCCUCGGCUCUCUCCCCUGACACCCCCUCUGAGCUGUCUCACAUCCCACUCUCGGCUUUAAUUGGGGACAGUGGUGCUUGGUCUCCUCACGCAGCUAAUUCUGUGGGGCCUGCUCUUGUUAAUGACUCUGUGCUGCUCGGGGCUGACCCACUGGCCUCCGCCGGGCAGCCUCCCACAGGCCGCUGCCUGCCCCUGCCGCCCUCCCUGCCCAUCUGCGGCCACCUGGGCAUCGGGCGCUCCUGGCUGCCCAACCACCUCCGGCAUGCAAGUGGUGAGGAGGUGCAGGCGGCGGCACAGGCCUGGGGGGGCCUCCUCCGGACGCACUGCCACCGCUUCCUCGCCUGGUUCUUCUGCCUGCUGCUGGCCCCGCCCUGCCCACCGCCCGGCCCCCCACCCUGCCGCCAGUUCUGCGAGGCCCUGGAGGAUGCGUGCUGGAGCCAGCUGGCUGGGGUCGGGCUGCCGGUUCCCUGCGCCUCGCUCCCAGCCCUGGAGGACGGGUACUGUGUGUUCAUUGGGCCGGCGGCAGGCCGCGUGGGCGCCGAGGUGGGGCUCCCGCAGCUGCUCGGGGAGCCCCGGCCACAGGUGGAAGACCCCGAAGUUGGGCUGGCCUACGUGUUCGGCUCAGACACCAGCGGCGGCCAGGCGGCCCGGGACCUCGUCCCCAGCCCCUUCUUCCGCGACUUCUCGCUGCUCUUCCACGUGCACCCGGCCACCGAGGGCGCGGGGGUGCUGUUCGCCAUCACCGACGCAGCGCAGGCCGUGGUCGCGCUGGGCGUGAGGCUGGCGGCCGUGCGCGCAGGGCACCAGGAGGUGCAGCUGCUCUACAGCGAGCCCGGCGCGGUGCGCACCCGCGUGGCCGCCAGCUUCCGCCUGCCUGCCCUUGCCCGCCGGUGGACGCGCCUGGCGCUCAGCGUGGACGGUGCGGCCGCCGCGCUCUACGUGGACUGUGAGGAGGUCCAGCGGGCGCCCCUGGUGCGCGGUCCACGGGGCCUGGAGCUGGCACCCGGCGCCCGUAUCUUCGUGGCUCAGGCCGGAGGAGCCGACCCCGACAAGUUCCAGGGCAUGAUCGCAGAGCUGACGGUGCGCGGGGACCCCCGUGUGAGCCCCCUGCUCUGCCUGGAGGACGACGAUGAUGACGGUGAGGCAUCCGGCGACUUGGGCAGUGGGCUGCAGGAGUCCCGGGAGCUGCUCAGGGAGGCAGCGGGCACACCCCCGAGACUCAACCUCCCCGAGGCUCCCCCGGUCACUUCUCCUCCCUUGGCCGGAGGCGGCGAUGAGGAAGAUUCCAGAACCGAAGAAACUGAAGAAGCCACCGUGUCCUCAUUAGGAGCUCAGACCCUGCCUGGCUCAGAUGUGGUCUCCACGUGGGACGGGAGUGUCCAGAGCCCCGGGAACAGCCUGGAGCAGGGAAGCCUGGAGGGGCAGAAGGAGGAGCCAGGCGCUGGGAUCCUGCCCGGCCCAGUUGGUCCCCGGGGCCCUGCAGGCGCAGCAGUGUGGAGCCCCGAAGCACAGCCUGUUCCUGGGCCACAGGGCCCCCCCGGGCCUCCCGGGCCGCCAGGGAGGGAUGGCAGCCCUGGGAGGGACGGUGAGCCCGGCGACCCCGGUGAAGAUGGAAAACCCGGGGACACCGGGCCACAGGGCUUUCCGGGGACCCCGGGGGAUGCAGGCCCCAAAGGCGAGAAGGGAGACCCUGGCCUUGGGCCAAGAGGACCCCCAGGACCCCAAGGGCCCCCGGGGCCACCAGGACCCUCCUUCAGGCAGGACAAGCUGACCUUCAUCGACAUGGAAGGGUCCGGGUUCGGCAGUGACCUGCAGAGCCUCCGAGGCCCAAGAGGCUUCCCCGGUCCCCCAGGGCCCCCCGGCGUCCCAGGCCUGCCUGGAGAGCCAGGCCGCUUUGGGAUGAACAGCUCUGACAUCCCGGGACCUGCAGGCCUUCCUGGUGUGCCGGGGCGGGAUGGGCCCCCUGGGCCCCCUGGGCCCCAGGGACCCCCUGGUCCUCCAGGAAGAGAUGGGGAACCAGGAAAGACCGGCCAGAAAGGCAGCCUCGGUGAAGCGGGUGCCCCAGGACCUGAGGGAAGCAAGGGAGACCCCGGACCCAUUGGCACUCCUGGAGAGAACGGCUUGGCAGGAGCCCCUGGACCAGCUGGACCACCAGGGCCCCCAGGACCCCCUGGGCCCCCCGGGCUCCCUGGACCAGGACUUGCUGCAGGAUUUGAUGACAUGGAAGGCUCCGGGGGACCCUUCUGGCCGACAGUGCGGGGCACCGAGGGGCCGCAGGGACCACCUGGCCCUCCUGGAGACAAGGGAGAAGUCGGAGCAGACGGACCUCCCGGCUUCCCCGGCCUCCCUGGCAAGGAGGGCAUGGCUGGGACCCAGGGACCAAAAGGAGACAAAGGGACCCAGGGACUGAAGGGCGACCCGGGGCGGGACGGAGUCGGGCAGCCAGGCCUCCCUGGACCCCCCGGACCUCCAGGGCCCGUCAUCUAUGCUUCGGAGCAGGAUGUAAGGAUGUCGCCUGGUUGGGCUGGCACUCUGCCCCGGGGAGUGCUGGCUGGCGUGCCGGGACCUGAGGGCCGGCCGGGGUUCGCCGGCUUCCCCGGACCAGCCGGGCCGAAGGGCGACCUGGGCUCCACAGGCCCGCAGGGACCCCCGGGACUCAAGGGCGAGAAGGGCGAGCCAGGCGCAGUGUUCAGCGCCGAUGGCAGAGUGCUGCCCCCUGCCCAGAAGGGCGCCAAGGGAGAGCCCGGCUUCCGAGGACCCCCGGGCCCUUACGGACGCCCCGGGCACAAGGGAGAGAUCGGCUUCCCCGGACGGCCGGGUCGCCCCGGGGUGAAUGGAUUGAAAGGAGAGAAGGGGGAGCCAGGACUCGCCAGUGUCGGAUUUGGAGUGAGGGGUCCGCCGGGCCCCCCAGGGCCUCCGGGGCCCCCAGGCCUUCCCGGGACUCCUGUGUAUGACAGCAACGUGUUUAUGGAGUCUGGCCGCCCAGGACCUCCAGGAUUGCCAGGGUACCAGGGGCCUUCCGGACCCAAGGGAGACAAAGGAGACGUGGGCCCUCCUGGACCACCAGGGCCAUUCCCAUCCGACCUCCUCCGGCUGGAGGCUGAAAUGAAGGGCGAGAAGGGUGACCGAGGGGAUGCAGGACAGAAGGGAGGAAAGGGCGAGCCCGGGGGCGGCGGAUUCUUCGGCUCCAGUGUGCCUGGCCCCCCAGGCCCCCCUGGCUAUCCUGGGACUCCGGGUCCCAAGGGAGAGAGCAUCCGGGGCCAGCCCGGCCCACCUGGACCUCAGGGGCCCCCCGGCAUCAGCCACGAGGGGCGCCAGGGGCCUCCUGGCCCCCCUGGCCCCCCAGGCCCCCCAGGCCCCCCUUCCUUUCCUGGUCCUUACAGGCAGACUAUCAGCGUUCCUGGGCCUCCAGGACCCCCAGGGCCCCCGGGCCCCCCUGGAACCAUGGGCGCCUCCUCAGGGGUGCGCGUCUGGGCCACGUACCAGACCAUGCUGGAUAAGGUGCCCGACGUGCCUGAGGGCUGGCUCAUCUUCGUGGCUGAGAGGGAGGAGCUGUACGUGCGGGUCCGCAGUGGCUUCCGGAAGGUCCUGCUGGAGGCCCGGACGCCACUCCCUCAGGGGACGGACAAUGAAGUGGCUGCCCUGCAGCCCCCCAUAGUGCAGCUCCACGAGGGCAACCCGUACACCCGGCGGGAGCACUCCCAUGCCACAGUGCGGCCCUGGCGGGCAGACGACAUCCGGGCCAGCGUCCCUCGCUUGCCAGACUUCCAGCCCUAUCCCGGAGCGCCACACCACAGCUCCUACACGCACCUCCGGCCGGCACGCCCCACCAGCACACCUGCCCACACCCACCAGGACUUCCAACCGGUGCUCCACCUGGUCGCACUCAACAGCCCGCAGCCAGGCAGCAUGCGAGGCAUCCGUGGGGCCGACUUCCAGUGCUUCCAGCAGGCGCGUGCCGUGGGGCUGGCUGGCACCUUCCGUGCCUUCCUGUCCUCACGGCUGCAGGACCUCUACAGCAUUGUGCGCCGUGCCGACCGCACGGGCGUGCCCAUCGUCAACCUCAGGGACGAGGCGCUGUUUCCCAGCUGGGAGGCCUUGUUCUCCGGCUCCCAGGGCCAGCUGAAGCCCGGGGCCCGCAUCUUCUCUUUUGACGGCAGAGACGUCCUGCAGCACCCCGCCUGGCCCCAGAAGAGUGUGUGGCAUGGCUCAGACCCCGGCGGGCGCCGGCUCACUCAGAGCUACUGUGAAACCUGGCGGACCGAGGCCGCCGGCGCCACCGGCCAGGCCUCCUCACUGCUGGCGGGCAGGCUGCUGGAGCAGAAAGCCACAAGCUGCCACAGCGCCCUCAUUGUCCUCUGCAUAGAGAACAGCUUCAUGACCUCCUCCUCCAAGUAGGCCUCUGCAGGCUCAGGAAGAUGUACAGAAGGACAGGUGGCCAGAGAGGAGACCAGGAGGUUGGGGAGAGGAGAAGCCCCCAGGGCAGGGCAGGGCAGGGCAUGUCGCCAGCACCGUGGGGCAGGGGGGUGGGGGGCGGACCUGGCUG